Molecule: messenger RNA, 1784 nt
Organism: Glossina fuscipes
Lineage: Eukaryota; Metazoa; Arthropoda; Insecta; Diptera; Glossinidae
Exons: 1
Coding region: 708-1163 (151 amino acids)
Source: RefSeq, a predicted model, not a curated record
UAAGAAAUGUGCAGCAAAGCCAGCAAAGUGAAUAAAAAUAACAAUAUUUUUGAAUUUGAAUUCAUUUAAUUUGGACGUGGAUUUUUUGUCGCGGGACUUGUAUAAAAAAUAAUAUACGUUACUUUAUAUAUUGUUAUAUAUUAUAAUAUUUUCACUUGAAGUUCAGCAAAUUCUUGCAUGUAAAAAUUUUUUAUCGCUUAAAUCGAACUGUCAGGUGUGACGUUAAGAAGUGGUGUUUAUUAAAAAAAAAAAAAAGUGUUUUGAGGUUUUUCUACGAUUUUUUUAUUUUUGUUAAUGAAGAAAUAAAUGAAAAGCUAAUAAAUCUUAAAAACGGGAAAUUUUAGAAGCAAACAGCAAGAAAGCUUGCGGAUCUGGAACUCGGAGAAAAACGAAAGCAAAACAGAAAAUAAAUAAUAAUCAAACUGAGAGACAACAAACAAACAAACAGAAAAGUAAAAAAAAUUAAUAAAUAAUCUUUCAUUGGUCGCGAAGAAUAUUAAUGAAAAAGACUUACGAGUAAGAAAACUUCCAGAACUUUAAAAAAAAAACUUUUUCGAAAAAGUGCUGUACAUAGAAUUAAAUCAUAAGAAAAGUGCCUUUAAGAAAAGUUGAAAAGAUUAACAAGGAGAAAUUUUGGGAAAAAGUUCCUCUUUAAGUAUUUACAUAUUUACUAAUUUUAAAAUAAGAAAAGACGAAAAACAGCUACCAUGGCUUUUAUGAUGCCAGUAAUGAAAAACAAUUUUGAAAUUUAUAAGGAUACCAGAUCUCGGAAAACUUCCGAGUGCUCAAACGCUAGCUCUAAUGGUGCUGGUCCGUCAGUGGCGUCCGGUGCUGUCGGUGUUGGUAUGCCGCCGUGUAAGGGGAGGCAGCGUAAAUCAGAAAGUUUUGCUACUUCGCCGCUUCAUACGCAACGAAUGCAAAUGCAACGCUGUCAAUCGCAGCGUACAUUUCCACGGAAUGCGUCGAAAUCAUCACAGGGCUCAGUAUCGGCGACCAUAUCACCGACGCGUUCAUUCUGCCAGUCGAGUAAUACUAGUCCCCAAAAGACCGCAACGACCAGUACAACAAAUACAAGCAGUCAAAAUGAUUUAACAAAAUUCCAUUGGCGUUUAGUCGAUAAAUUGCGUCGAUCCUUUCGCAAGGAUAGUGCCAAGAGAUCCUGAAAAACAGCAAAACAUCAGCAAAACGAAGAAGAGCACGAAGUCAAGCAACCAAUAGCUCCAGUUGCAAAAAGAAGCGAAGCAGCUAAGCAUAGGCAAACCGAAAAGGGAAACGAAGACGACGAAAAUAAGAGGCGAGAAAUAUGUAAAUCUAGUAUUAAAGCUGAGCCGGUUGCCCGCAAAGAUAUACGACUUGCGAUUACGCAAACACCAGAUAUCGUCAAGUCGACGAGCAUCAAUAGCUCUUCCCUUAAGAACAGCCCGAAGGUUGAUCUAAAACACAAUUGCGGCAAGAUUGUACAUGCUACCAACAUUUUCAACAGACCUUCCGUCGGACCAGGUCCAAUUAACUGGCGUUUGACUGCUGUUCCCUUAGUGCGAGCCCAGCUCAAUAAGUGCAAUCGUAAAUUAGCUAAGUUGCAUUUGCAUUGCACCGGCAGUCCCUUAACCAGCCAUUUGCUAUUAACUUCAGGUAGCACUAUAAAUCUAUUUACAAGCAGCUCUGAAGCAUCUAAUAUGCAUAGUCAUCCGGAAAUUGAGCCUACAGCAAUCGUUGGGGAACAAUCGCAAUUGUUGCAACAAUCAGGACUCGGUCAAGAGACGCAACAUGCUGCAGUGGAGAAA